Molecule: messenger RNA, 4319 nt
Organism: Lethenteron reissneri (Far Eastern brook lamprey)
Lineage: Eukaryota; Metazoa; Chordata; Hyperoartia; Petromyzontiformes; Petromyzontidae
Source: RefSeq, a predicted model, not a curated record
GUUCAACCAGUUGGUCAACUCGAAAAGGGAGCAGUGAUUCAGCACCCACCCACACAGCAACUGAGCGGUUAGUUGCUCUUUGGCACGCUCGGCGAAAUGGGCUGCGAAAUGUCGGCAGGAGCUACAAUGUUGGUUUUCUUCGUCCUGACGGGGAAUCUCGCAGGUCCCGUGGGCGCUCUCGAAUCCGUCGCCAGUUGCCUCGGAGCGUCCGUCACCUUCUCACGGAGGUGCACCAUUCCGGACGGAACCAAGUUGAGCUGGAUCGUGAUGCGAAAGGAAAAAAAAACCGUCAUUUACGAUCUGUUCCAAGCGUCUGAUUGGUCGUCUCAAGAACCCAACCCGAACUACACGGGGCGAGUGGAGCUCACCGCUGACAUGUCUCUGCGGCUCAAAGGGGUGGGCGAGGGAGACCGGGGAGUCUACAUAUCGGAAUAUAAACUAAAUUACGAUAUUACAACGUGCCAGUCGUAUGAUUUGCGCGUCACAGGACCACCGCCCAUGCCGUCUAUCGACGUCCACCCCAACCGCAUCGUCGAGGGCGACAACGUCACCCUCAGCUGUCGCGUGCCCGACGGAAGCAGCGGAAGCGGCGACAACGUGACCGUGAGCUGGUUCCGAGACGGCUGCCCCUUGCGGGAGGACGCGGGGGGCGACCGUUCGCUGGCGAUGAACUCUGUCGACAAUGGGGCCGUGGGUCACUACGGCUGCGUCGUGAGCAACGCGUGCGGACGCAGCCCCAGCGCAGAAGUCAGAGUCGACGUUCACUACGAGCCAGAGUGGAUGAAGCUGAGAGCCGACUGGAUGUCUCUCGACGUCGACAGUCACAUCAUCCGUAUCCGCAGCAACAGCAGCUACAGCAGUAACAGCAGUAGCAGCAACAGCAGCGUCGACAUAGUCCCGGCGGAUGAGAAGAUGGCGGUGGUUGCCCGCAGGGUCUACGACGCGGUGCGUGCGCUCCUCAGGGCCGCCUCCAUCUCCUCUCCUCGUUCUGGCGGCGACAGACCGCGACAGCCCGGCAAGUCCCCAACCCUCGCGGGAAUCUUCCCCGCGGAGGCGGAGGAGGAGCCGGCGUUCGCCGCCGAGGCCUCAGAGUUGACGCGCAGACUCCUGGGGGAGAGGGACAACGACACCGAUGGCUGGAUCUCCGCCAAAGUGCACGCGGCAUUCCGCGACGUCCUCCGGGCGUUCUCCGGCGACGACAGCCGUCGGACGUUCAGCGCGACGCGGGGAGCCUCCCAACUAGCGCCGUCGGGACCCUCCGCGAGCACUCGCGUUGCCCGCGGCCCGCCAUGCCCAGCCACGUCCGACAGUGACGACGCCCACGGAGCCCUGGUGCGCCUCGCCUACCCGGCCAGCCCCGCAGGCGGCAGUCACCAUUCACCGUACGACGCCGUGCACCGGGCCGUGUCGAGGUCUGGCGAGCAGCCCUCGUCACUGUUCGCCUUCGGGCGACGCUCGGGCGAUGGGGCUUUUGUCGUCGUCGUCGCCGGCAGCAACGACGGCGACAACGGCAGCGGCAGGGUCGUCGUUGCGUUUCAUUCGGUCGGAUCGCUGCCCGGCGCAAGCGGCUGCCACAACGCGACGAAGGGCGGCAGCCUGAGCCUGGCGUGCAUCACCGCCUCCGGACCAGGGGCCGUCUGCGCGUGGAGCCUCAACGGUGGGAGGCUGCCACUGCCGGCGUCGUCGUCCCCGCCAGAUGCUUGCGAGCUGACCAUCCACAACCUGCAAGUUGGCCACGAGGGGCGCUAUGAGUGCGUGGCCACCAACGUCGCGACCGGACGCAGAGCGACGGUCGCCACGUGCGUCUACGUCAGCGAUGGCAACCGCCCACCACCACCACCACCGGAAGGGAACGGAUGGAAGCCUCUUGGAAUCACUGGCAUGACCAUAGGCGUGAUCAUCGUCAUCGUCAUCUUCGUCAUUGUUUUCAUCGUCAGAGCCUUCGAGAUGAAACACAAAGCUACGAGGAUAAGAGAAACGCACAACGAUUCCACGCGACGUCCAGGCAGCGAUGCUGAUGAUGAAGCCAACUACGAAGACCCGGAGGACGCUUGGCCCGGUGCAGAAAAAAUCAACCAACUCGUUUCGCAAUGCGACCUGCCGGGGACCGCCUCGUGCCAUGACCAGGUCGCGGGAGAGCCGCCCAUCUCGGCAGAGGCCAUCAAGGAUGGUCGGACGCUGACAUUAGCAGCGGGAACGGAGCCCUGUGACUACGAGACCGUUCAAGAGCCUCUCACCUACGCGGUGGUGAACAGGGACAGCCGGAAGCCAGCGGCAGCAGCGACAGACACAGCGCCAUGCGACUACGAGACCCUUCAAGAGCCUCCCACCUACGCGGUGGUGAACAGGGACAGCCCCAAGCCAGCGGCAGCAGCGACAGGCACAGCGAUCGAAUCUCCGGACAAACGCCACCACCACCACCACCACGACUCCUCGCCACGCAGAGACACCGCGACCCACGCCACCUACGCCUCGGUCCGUGCCGCUCACGUCCGAGUCUCGACGGGGAGCGUAGAAGUACAGCCAACGGAGGGAACGAUGCAGUGGCCGAACGAGUCGAGCCUCUGAGCGUCGCUCCACUGCCGUAGCUCAGCCGGUGCGCGCGUGAUUAGGAGUGUAGUGUAGUGUGUAGUGUAGUGUGUAGUGUAGUGUGUAGUGUAUAGUGUAGUGUAUAGUGUAGGAGUGUAGUGUAGUGUGUAUAGUAGUGUAGUGUGUAUAGUAGUGUAGUGUGUAUAGUAGUGUAGUGUGUAUAGUAGUGUAGUGUAUAAUUGGAGUGUAAUGUGUAUAGUAGUGUAGUGUAUAAUUGGAGUGUAGUGUGUAUAGUAGUGUAGUGUGUAGAGUAGUGUAUAGUGUAGUGUAUAGUGUAUAGUAGUGUAUAAUUGGAGUAUAGUGUAGUGUAUAGUGUAGAGUAUAGUGUGUGUAGUGUACAGUGUAGUGUAUAGUGUAGUGUAUAGUGUAGUGUAUAGUGUAGAGUAGAGUAUAGUGUAGUGUAUAGUGUAGUGUAUAGUGUAGUGUAUAGUGUAGUGUAUAGUAGUGGAGUGAUCGAUAAUUGAGGGAGCAGGGACGGGGUUAGUCAGGACAAACUCGUGGUGGAACCAGGAGGUUCCUACUAGUACAAAAGACAAAAGUCUAUUUUUUUAUACUUAUUGCAUUGUUUACAUUAUGGGAGCUACCCACAUGCCAAAUUUCAAGUUUGUAGCAUGUUGAGAAGUACGCUAAACAUUUCGAACAGACACGCACAUCCACAAAUUUUCCUUUUGUAUAUAUAUAUAUAGAAGACUUUGAGGCGCUGAAUUCAAAUAUGAAAAUUGGCUACUGUUGCCAAGAUAUUUAAGUUUUUAAAUCCUUUAUAUUAAGUUCGCGUGCUUGCUUGCGUGCGUGCGUGCUUGCUUGCUUGCAUAGGACUGUGCAAAUCUUUCGCUCGUUUUUUAACCCACUUCCCGUGAUCCAAUCGAGCUGACAUUUUCCACACAGACUCGUUGUGCGAGACAAUUAAUUUUCGUGAAAUUUUUUUUCCAAAAUUUUACACUUUUUAGGGAAAACAAAUUUAAUAUUUAAUUACCAAUUGCUUAAUACUGGCAGACAAUCAUCUGACCCAUAGAUUGCAGCCAUCUCAAGCCAGAGGACGAGAGAACUCUAGCCGCCACGCAUAUAAAGGAUUUAGAGUGAAAAACUUUGUUUUUACGGGUUAUACUUGUUUACAUUUUUACCUCCGUAAUAGAGGUUUCUUGGGUUAGAUCGCGAAAAAACCUCUUAUGAAUGAUAUUGUUCGCGAACGCCAACGUUUUAAACUUGACAUUUUUACCUGUUUGUAUAUUGUGUAAAUGGAGUUUUACUCAUAAAUUGUAAAUCGAGGUCUUUUUUCAUGUGUUUAUGGUUCCUUUAAAUUAUGUAAUAAUGGAAAUAAAAUAAAAUAAUAAAUGACGACGUUUCGGAGGCAACACAAGUCUCCGUCAUCAGGUGGGACCGUCACAGCUAAAUUUGCUUAACAUUAAAGUCAAUGGGAGACUUUAACAUUGAAGUCUAUGGGAGACUUUAACAUUGAAGUCUAUGGGAGACUUUAACAUUAAAGUCAAUGGGAGACUUUAACAUUGAAGUCUAUGGGAGACUUUAACAUUGAAGUCUAUGGGAGACUUUAACAUUGAGGUCUAUGGGAUAUUUUAACAUUGAAGUCUAUGGGAGAUUUUAACAUUGAAGUCUAUGGGAGACUUUAACAUUGAAGUCUAUGGGAGAUUUUAACAUUGACGUCUAUGGGAGACUUUAACAUUGAAGUCUAUGGGAGAUAUUGACAUUGAAGUCUAUGGGAGACUUUAACAUUG